Oxyura jamaicensis (ruddy duck) is the source of this 2026-nucleotide messenger RNA. RefSeq lists its product as uncharacterized. Bases 1 to 1197 code for a protein of 398 amino acids. NCBI's taxonomy places the organism in Eukaryota, Metazoa, Chordata, Aves, Anseriformes, Anatidae. The transcript has 8 exons. The record is from RefSeq and is a predicted model, not a curated record.
AUGUCAGUACUGUCUCUGUUGUUGAUGUAUUGUUUGAAGAGAGACAGUUCAACAAGCCAGUCCUUGAAGGCACUGACAGACCUUGUUGUCAACCCCCACCAUCGGACGCCAGAGAGCCGCCAAGAACCGGGCUUCCAGCAUCUUCCUGGCUGCGCAAACUGCUUUUUUAGCGGGCCCAGACGAUGCGCCUCUUUCGGCUCCAGGGCAAGGGGGGGCACCCAGGGCUCCUCAAGGGCAGCCUGCGGGGGAUCCGAGGAGAGGGCGGGGGAUGCCACGAACACGGGUGGGAGGCUGCGCCCCCGCGAUCCGCGGCCCCCAGCGGGGCACAUCCCCUGUGCCGCCGCCCCCCGGGGCGGUGCGGGGGCCGCGGACAGGUGUGGGCCGGCAGGGGGGCGGGCGGCGGGGCGGGGGCGGCCGGGUUUGUGUGUAGACAGCCGGGCGGCGCUGCCCCCCGUGCGGCGGCGGUGGCGGCGGCGGCAGUGGGAGCCGCGGCCCCGCGAUAAAAGGGAAGGGGCCGGGCGCUGCGCGCUGCGGCGGCACCGGCAGGGAGGGAGGGAGGGAACCGGGGAAGGAGCAGGAGGGCUGUGCCGAGAGGAGAGACGCCGCCCGCCCGCCUGUCCGUCCGUCCGUCCGUCUGUCUUUCUGUCUCUGUCCGUCCGUCCUCCCGGAGGAAUCCCGGGCGGCCCCCCUUCUCCCUCCCGGCGGGAGGCGGCCGCGCAUCGAGGAGGAGCCGCCGCCGCCGCCGCCGCCUCAUCCUGCGGCACCGGCCGGCGCUGCCAGGAGCCCGGCGAGCGCAGGUGGCAGUGUAGAAGCCAAGAACAAAAAUUGGCAGAAAUUAUGUUCUGUAUACAAGAAAAUGAAGAGAGUGUACUCAUGACUAAGCACAGGAACCUGGAAAACCACAGGAUUCCUGGGAAGCCAUGGAGGAUGGAACAAACUCAGAGAUGGAGCCUGAAGAGUUCUUGGAACUUGUGUAUGGGAAGUUAUCCUGACUUUGGUCAGCUGAUCUGUGGUGACUGGUCAGCCCACCAAGACGGUACCUCAGCAUGCAGCCUCUUUGUUCCAAAACGUUAUGAUGAUGACCAAAUGCUUCUGUCUCAUAACUUGGGCAAGUCGCAGAGAACCAUGCAGCCUGUCCAUGUCAGGUCAUUCAGAGAUGUCCAGGGCAGAAAUGCAUGUGCCCAUGCAGGGUGCUGAACGUUCAGAGGCUUGUACCCAUCUUCAGUCCGGUGGAACUGCUAUGUACAGGCAGAACAUCUGCCUAGGAUACAGACUUUCCAACCAUGUCUUCUUUUGCUGCCCAGAAACUCUGUCCAGACACGAUCUGAAAAAUACAUGUCCAUUUGGCCUGGAUUUGUAGAUGUUCAGCACUCCAGAAGGAGUGAUAUUUCCAGUCAGAAAAUGAGACAAGAUCAACAAAACACAGACACAUGAAAGCUGUAUCUCUUCCAACACAGAUGGACUGGAUGCAUACUCCCUUGGAAGACACUUUCAUCUUUAUACCUCUGUUCCAACAACUUUUAUUAUAAACUGGAGCCCAUUGUGUCAAUUCACCCUUGUUUCAGCAAAUUUCAGCUCAGCCUUGCUUCUAGGCUCCCGUUUGUGAGCCCUGACUGUCAGCCAAGGAAAUUAAUCUGUGUUGCCUGACUGCAGGCUCUAAAAAACAAAAGAAACCCCAAAAGCUAAGUAGUGGUUCACAUGCAAAUGUGAUGCCUAAAAAACAUUUAAGGGAUGUCUCAGUGGAAAGAGAAUUAGAGACCAACCUUAAAUCCAUUGCUGAUGAUGACUCAAAAAUGAAGGAACAGGAACACAGAUCAAGUAGAUAGGGGUUCCUAAAACAUUCUCUGGAACAGCAAACCACACUGAAGAAUCCAAGCACUGCAAAUGAGACACUAAGCUGCAGUUUGACUAAGCUGUCCUGAAAGUGGCUGGUAUGUUUGCAGCAGAAGAGAUGCUUUCCGGGAGCAUGUAGCUAUCACUCUGCUCAAUCAGAGAGGCAGUCAUAAUGAUAAGGCAGUAACCUCUC